UUAUUUACUCUCAAGAGGUGCUGGAGCCUAACUAGCUUGCCUAUCCUAAACAAUAUAUAUCCUUAUUAUCUAUUCAUUUCCAUUAUUUUCGUGAUUACAAGACUGAAUGGGGGUAAAAUUGCCUAAUCUGUGGAACUACCUGACCAGCUGUUCCAUUGUUUACACUCAACAGCUGUGGGCCGAGCCACACGCCUGGCAUGGAAGACUUCGGCAGUAAGCUUUCGGGUGAUUUGACCUUUAAAUACGGGACCUCCACACCUGCCUACGGGGGCGGCUCCAGCACACCCGCCUCCGUGACCACACCCAGCUACACGGCGCAGGAGAGGCAGAUGGAUGGAAGCAAGGGCAUGGCCGGAGCGACUGGAGGGAGUGGUGUGGAGGAGCUGGUAGAGGGAGGCGGAGGGAACACACCAGGUGGAGGCGGCGGCCGGAAGAAAAAGAAGAAGCACAAGAGUGGAGAAGACUCUUCUGCCGCAGCCAAGCCAUCCGCCGAGGGAGUGGAGGACGAGCUGGUGGAUGCGGCGCUACCAAUGCUCUCAGACAGCCAGGACGUUGAGGACCUGCUGUUCCCAUCCACACUGCCGCCGCCAGGAGGUACGCUGGUGGGGGGACAAUACCUCCUCAACAACUCCCUUCUCGACCAGAUCCUCACUGAGAAAAAGAUGCAACUUUUGCAGUCUCCAGAGGUGAUUGAGUUCUUGAGGAAGCAGUUGGCAAAAAAGUGAAGCCAGUUGAGAGUGCAGGAACAAGUCAGGUGACCAAGGCCUAUGAGGACAUCUUCUACCCUGGUCCAAGGCUGGUGGGGUAUGCCAGGCCUCAGCCUCACCUUAGGAUUGACAGGACAUGAAGGAGGCUGAAAGUGUGUCGGUGUGCCCUUGAGACUGUGUGCUUUGUGGUUUUCAGCAGCCAAGGGUUGUCCUUCCAGUACCUUGCCCAGAGGAGCAGCCUUGUGACCUGCAUGCCUUUACCUUCUGUAAUUUAGAAGCCUUAUUUCCAUCACAGUUCACUAGCCUUAAUUGUUUGCUAAUGUUUUGUUCUCAGCCCUCUGGAGCUGUAUCAGGCACUAAUUUAGAGGAGUCAACUGUAAAGGUCUUAUCAAAGUGUCUUUUGUACUUUUACCUUUGUGAGGCACCGUUGAAAGCCUUGGAUGGCCUCCAGUGAGCUGAGGACUGCAUGUUGUAAAGGCAUAUAUGUAAAAAAACCUCAUAUUACAUAAUCAUGAGGAAAUCUAAACUACACAAUUUUCAUUAAUCGGAUUUAAAACACACGUUUGCACUCACUUCAUUUUCCUUCUGCCAAAGCCUGUGUUCAGGAAUACAGGUCCUCACAGUGACCUGACAGAGAUAACCUCACAGUGCUUCAUCCAUCCAUGACUAAUUAUAAAUGCAUUUGGAACCUAUACUUUACUAAUACAUACUUUAGAAUACUAAUGUACAAAUACAAUUUGUUCAUUCUGGCUUGGAAGAUUUGUCUCAGGGGAAGACCUAGUCUAGAAGACAGAGUAAUAACAAGGAAAGUGUUCAUUCAAGUUGCAACUUAUAUGAUUGAACAAAUUACCUCAAAAUUCUGACUGCGUGGAGAACUAUACUUGUUCCCGGUUUCUCAGACUUCUAGUUGUUACAUUAGUUAAGCAUUACAUUACUUUGUCCUUUAAGUACAAAUACGUAGAGUUAACCUAAAUUAUGCAUGUUAUCAAGGCACCAGACACACCCAAACACACCCAGUGCCUCACACAUCCACGGACACUUCCAACUAAGGUGCACAAAGCUGUCUUGAUUGUCAUACUGAAAACUUGUACAGUGUGUGGACUUGACUGCCACUAAAUGCAAGGUUUGGAGCAAGUGCCAUAAACAGAAUGAAUAUUAGUUUGGACAAUACACCUGUACUGCUUGUAUGAGUGUUGUGCUUAUGAGAGGCCAGAGCCAACACUCCUAGUAUAAGGCUAUUACUGGUUGGCUGUGUUUACUUCAUCGUAACAGAACUGAAUGUUUCAUAUUUUGUGUUUUGCUAUGGAAGAGUUGAGUCAAGAUGUAUUUUUGUAUGUGCCACAAAUUUUAAGGGGAGGCACACAAACUUGGGUUUACGAAUACUACUUAUAAAUGCAAACUCAGUUACCUUAAGACUAGUAUUAUCAAUUAGAGUUAUAUUUGAGGCCAUUAGUACAUAUUUCCAUUGAUAUACUGGGUGGUACUUUGUUCCAUGCCGUGAACCAUACAGGUUUUGUCUUGCAGAGGCACAAGCUAGGGCAGACUGGUGGAACAGUGUGAUUCAUAUGCCAACAAAUGGUGCUGUGCAGCAAACCAAGUGUACUGCCUAUGUGUGGUUUCCAAGCUCAGUAGUGUGUCAUGUGUCCAGUCAGGUCUGUAUUUCGACAACAGUACUUUUGAGAGCUGAGUUUUUUUUGUAGCCUCUCAAGUACAAUGUUGGCUCUUUGGGGUCUUCAGUUCAGUUCAGUUGAUGUGGCGAAGUAUAGCCUUUGUAUCAGCGCUUCUGUCACUGCUGUUUUUCACUGUGGGUUCUGCUCCUUUAUCUUAAUUUCUUUUUUUUCCAGAUUUCAAUCAGUUCUUUUUUAUUCUCAUUGUUUUCUUUGAUGAAUAAAAACUUUCCUAUGAUA
Molecule: messenger RNA, 2614 nt
Organism: Eriocheir sinensis (Chinese mitten crab)
Lineage: Eukaryota; Metazoa; Arthropoda; Malacostraca; Decapoda; Varunidae
Exons: 5
Coding region: 198-725 (175 amino acids)
Source: RefSeq, a predicted model, not a curated record